AUGUCCUCAUUUAAACGUGUUUUUAAUGUUUCGCUCACUGACUAUAAUGGUGACAUUUUGGUCGUACACGAAAAAAUUGUAAGCCCUAUCAAAUGUGCUUCCGAGUGUGAAAACCACUGCUUAGCAAUUGCUUACGAUCCUCAGACCAGGGAAUGCAUCACAUAUGGCAGAGAAAUAUCUACAGGUGAUUCACCACUGUCAGCAAGAAAAGUGUACUCUAAGAGGGCACAUUUAUAUCCCUCAGACUGCAGCGAAGUAAACCCUAUCAGUAACUCUGGUGUCAACAACAUAAAUCUGGCAAAUGGUUUACUUUAUAAUAUCUUCUGUGACAUGGACAACGAAGGUGGACCGUGGACUGUCAUACAGAACAGACAAGAUGAACAGGUGAGCUUCGCUAGAAACUGGACAGACUACAAGACUGGAUUCGGAGACUUGGACAGAAACUUUUGGUUAGGACUCGACAUUAUCCAUCUACUUACACGAAAGCCAUCCAUCUUAAGGAUAGAGUUAGUCUCCCGUGAUGGCGAUGCAGGUUACGCCCAGUACUCAGCAUUCAGCGUCGCAGACGAAUCUGACGGGUACAGACUGUCUAUUUCCGGUUUUACUGGAGACGUUUCGAACGCUAUGGAAUAUCAUAAUGGACGCCCGUUUGUCACUAACGACAAAGGAGACCAACAUGAAUGUGCCAAGUCUUUUACAGGCGGUUGGUGGUUCUUCAAUUGUUUACAGUGUAAUCUGAAUGGACGGCACGUGGAUGAUAUACAUUUUCGCGGUGGUGUUAGUGCGAUGAAAUGGAAUGGCUUUUACUAUUAUCAGGACUACGCUCCUAUGCUGAAAUCAAGAAUGCUCUUGAAACCGUCACGUUGA
Molecule: messenger RNA, 867 nt
Organism: Ylistrum balloti
Lineage: Eukaryota; Metazoa; Mollusca; Bivalvia; Pectinida; Pectinidae
Product: microfibril-associated glycoprotein 4-like
Exons: 5
Coding region: 1-867 (288 amino acids)
Source: RefSeq, a predicted model, not a curated record